Messenger RNA from Ruditapes philippinarum (Manila clam), 487 nucleotides. RefSeq lists its product as uncharacterized. The record is from RefSeq and is a predicted model, not a curated record. The coding region runs from base 109 to 459 and encodes 116 amino acids. NCBI's taxonomy places the organism in Eukaryota, Metazoa, Mollusca, Bivalvia, Venerida, Veneridae. The transcript has 3 exons.
ACAAUUUUGACUUAUUCUAAGUCGACGGGUUCUGGUCUGGAGUCUGAAACAGUCAGGGAAACUUCGCCGACAUCAUGCGCCGACAUUGCUGACGUUUUCACAGCAAGAAUGACCAAGUUCAACAAUAUAGUAAAGAAUGUUAUGUUUGCUGCUCUCGCCUGUAUUGUUCUAGCCUGCCUGGGAAUCUUGGUGAAGUAUUUCAUAUUGAAGGAAUGGAUACACGAGAAAUUACAGAUCAGACUUGGUUUUAUAUCUGCUGCCUUGGCUUUUUUCUCAGGUGCUCUGGCUAUAGUGGCGUUCGGUGUGUAUAACGUUGAGGUUAAAUAUGAAGGAUUUAGUCCCCAUGCCGGUUUUUAUCUGACUUUGACAACAGGAAUAUUAUCAUGGAUAUCUUCGGUUUUGUUUCUUUCGGGUAGCCUUUGUAUCGGAGCGAGAAUGUACCCGGAUAUGACGUCAUAGGUUUUGUUGAUAAAUAAGAAUUUCUUUC